GGGAGAAGGCGCGCGGGUUCGAACGCGCGGGAGUGAUGGCGGCGUUGAGAAAUCUUAUUUCAAGCCAUGAAACCCGUGUUGUUGCAGGCGCUCUGCUGAGGACGGGGCAGCCGCUGCCCCCCAGAAAAGGAGCCGCGGUUCUACCGAGACCGAUGGCUUAUCCUUCGAGACUCCUGUGAAGAAACCGAUGACGGGCUUCGCCGAACGUCCGUCUCCACUCAAGAAACCCAGAAAUAAUGGCUCUGCUUCAACAAUAAAAUGGUCCUCGAGCUCUGGUGAUGAGAUGAAGGAAAACGAGGUGAAGCCGGCGCUACCGAGGAGGUUGGAUAUUUCUCCUCUUCAAGCGACCAGCGUUCCCAUGGCCACACAGAGCGGAUCCUCAGGGGAAUUAUCCCCAAAAACGGCGUCGUCCUACAAGCCACUCAUUCCCGUGGUGUCUUUUUAUAGCAAGGAGAAGCGGUACCUGACUCUUGUGGAGAGGAAACAGUUGAGUGAGAGCCGCUUUUUGGGUGAGGAGAACAGGGGGGAACGUCUCCCCACUGCCAGCAAGAGUGAGAAGAUGAACGUGAAUGUGAGCAGGAACACGAGCAUAAAGCCACCCAAGCACGCAACCAGCUCCAAACAUGGCAAAACCGUCCCCAAAACGCUCAAGAAGGCAAAGGGAGGCGCCCCGGUGGGAAAAGCUGCUGUGGAGAAGGAAAAUGUGAAUCCCUUAAUUAAAAAGAAGAUGGAUUCACCCUUCAGAGUGCUGAGCAUGACGGUGAAACCAGCCCUGAAACUCCAGCUGGGAGCUGCGUUCUUUUCUGCCAGGAAGAGGUCGCACUCCAAGAAACCUGUUGUGGACACCAGAUCUCUGCAAGAAAACGAUCAGCCCCGGCCCCCGGCAGCUGCAAAGUCUGAUUGGGCUGAUAGAAACAAAGCUCUGGAGGCGGGUGAGGUGUUGAGGAGGAUUCCCGCACCUCAGCAGAUGGGAGGUGAAGACAAGGAGGGUUUCACGAGGUGUGUGAAUCGAGAGAGAGAUUCGGCGUGUGAAGGAAAAACGUCCCCGCAGGAAAGUGGAAGCACCUCGGGUCUGUUCGGUGCAAGAGGCAGCGAUGCCGAGAACGCGGAAGGUGAUGAAGUUGGUUCUUCCACCACCUGUGAGUCGGACGGUUGCGUUAUCACCUCCAGCCACUCUCCACUUCAGGCCAAGAAACGAGCGUCUCCUUCCAACGCUGUCGUCUAUCCCAUAUUCAGCACAGCCCCGACCAGCAAGAAAAGGCCGCAGGCUGCACUGGAUGAACUGACUUCUCCGUUUGGCUCCAGCCCAUGCGCAAAACCGUCUCACACCUCGCAGAAAAGCAAGAAGGCGAAGGAGCUGAGCAGGAGCUCCCGGGACCAGAUGAUCAUCGACGCGGGACAGAAGCAUUUUGGUGCCGUGGUUUGCAAGUCGUGCGGGAUGAUCUACACGGCGGCCAGCCCGGAGGACGAGGCGCAGCACAUCCAGCACCACGAGCGCUUCCUCGAGGGGCUCAGAUACGUGGGCUGGAAGAAAGAGCGAGUUGUGGCCGAGUUCUGGGAUGGGAAAAUUGUCCUGAUCCUUCCAAAUGACCCGAAAUACGCCGUCAAGAAGGCAGAAGAUGUGCGAGAAAUUGUAGAUAAUGAGCUGGGCUUUAAGCAAGUUUCUUUGAGCUGCCCAGCCAAGACGAAAAUGUACUUGUUUGUGUCCAACGAGAAGAUGAUCAUCGGGUGCUUAGUGGCUGAGUCAAUCAAGCAGGCGUUCCGGGUGCUGUCGGAGGCGGGAGCCGCCGCGUCCCCCGAUCCGCACGCCCCGCCGCAGCCCCAGCGCGCCUGGCGCUGCUCCAGCCGGGCCGAGCCCGCGCUCUGCGGCGUCAGCAGGAUCUGGGUGUUCGGGCCCCAGCGUGGAAAAGGCAUCGCCCGGCGCAUGGUGGACGUGGUCAGGAGCACCUUCAUGUACGGCUGCUACCUGAGCACCGACGAAAUCGCCUUCUCCGACCCCACCCCAGAUGGCAAGUUAUUCGCAACAAAAUACUGCCAGACCCCCAACUUCCUUGUCUAUAAUUUUAUUUAUACCAACUGAUCUAACGUAUCAGUACAAGUUGAGCUUAAUAAUCUAAAGAUCCAUGUUGAAAUGAACACUUGAGCCUUGCUAGGCGGCUAAAGGCCGUUUUCCUGCUGAGCGCGAGUUCUCCCUGCCCGUGCGAGCGAGCUGGGGCAGAACGGGUCACUUUGUGUACAGAGUUGUCUUACGGGUUAGUGUUAACGGUAGGUUUGUUUCUACUAAAGUUAAAUUUUAUUGUGAGUAACUUAAAAACUUUAAUUAAUAUAAAGAUGCUGUUUCCUCCCCGAGCUCCCUGCAGCGUGCGCUGGGAAAGGCAAAAGACUUAGUCCGAGCUGUUGCUAAAUUUAUAUGCUAUGAGAUGUCUUAAAACAACAGGAUUUUCCCCCAGCGCGUAAGGCCUGGGCCCCCUCAUGGUGUUGUGCUGCAGGAGAUGCUGUUGGGGGGCUGCCUGCUCAAUAAAAGGUGUGAACUGCU
Columba livia (rock pigeon) is the source of this 2536-nucleotide messenger RNA. RefSeq names its product establishment of sister chromatid cohesion N-acetyltransferase 2 (gene ESCO2). Gene Ontology annotation, biological process: mitotic sister chromatid cohesion. The transcript has 11 exons. The record is from RefSeq and is a predicted model, not a curated record. Bases 188 to 2080 code for a protein of 630 amino acids. Gene Ontology annotation, cellular component: chromatin; nucleus. Lineage: Eukaryota; Metazoa; Chordata; Aves; Columbiformes; Columbidae. Gene Ontology annotation, molecular function: protein-lysine-acetyltransferase activity.